Molecule: messenger RNA, 351 nt
Organism: Staurois parvus
Lineage: Eukaryota; Metazoa; Chordata; Amphibia; Anura; Ranidae
Source: the annotation of a GenBank genome assembly
UUACACUUGGCACAAUGCAGUCAGGCAAGUACUGUCCCCCUGGCAACCACCAAACCCAGACACGUCCAUCGGAUUACCAGACAGAGAAGCGUGAUUGGUCACUCCAGAGAACACAUCUCCACUGCUCUAGAGUCCAGUGGCGGCUGGCUGAGUGGCUGUUGUUCCCAGUGGCUUCCACUUUGUUAUAAUCCCACUAACAGUUGAGCGUGGAAUAUUUAGUAGCCAGGAAAUGUCACGGAUGGACUUAUUGCACAGGUGGCCACCUAUCACGGGACCACGCUUGGAGUCACUGAGCUCCUGAGAGCGACCCAUUCUUUCACCAAUGUUUGUAGAAGCCGUCUGCAUGCCUAG